Molecule: messenger RNA, 3641 nt
Organism: Saccostrea echinata
Lineage: Eukaryota; Metazoa; Mollusca; Bivalvia; Ostreida; Ostreidae
Product: VPS10 domain-containing receptor SorCS1-like
Exons: 26
Coding region: 6-3449 (1147 amino acids)
Biological process (GO): post-Golgi vesicle-mediated transport
Cellular component (GO): membrane; Golgi apparatus
Molecular function (GO): protein binding
Source: RefSeq, a predicted model, not a curated record
CUGCAAUGGACGACGUAAACACAGCAGCUAUUUCAGUAUGGGUGCAUGUUUUGUUAAUUUUAUUGGUACAUCCAUCUCAAGGAAAAUUCUACCGGUGGGGAAACGGUGACAAAAGUGUUGUAAAAUUAGAUUUUAAAAAUGUCGAUCCUCAAAAUGACAAUUUUCUUAGGUUUAAACGCGAAACAAGCAGUGGUUCAAACAUUACUACGGACAGUAGCAUGGGACACCGUGUGAUUAGCAACAAGUUUAUAAUUCCCGAUAAAAAUCAUACACAAGCUGUCGUUCAUUGGUCGGGAGAAGGAAGCGAUGUGCUCUUUGUGUUGACCAGAGAACAGCGGGGUUAUAGUGUAGUAGACAGCACAUUCUGGAGGUCAGCAGAUUAUGGAAAAACAUUCCAGAAGAUAGGUUUUGACUCUGAUGCUGUCCUUGAAAUGAUUUACAAAUCUACCAAUGCUUCAGGGAACAAAAAGAUGAUUGUGACAGACUGUAUCAAUAAGCGUCUUUACUUAUCCUCGGAUGAGGGUUUGACCUGGAGGCGUGUAGACCUACCUUUCUCCCCGUAUACCCUCCUACUCCACCCCUCAGAACCAAGCUGGCUCCUCGGAUACUCUUUGUUUGACAUGCAGUUAUUUGUUAGCAGUAACUUUGGCUCAGACUGGACUCUUCUACAAGAACAUGUGAUGCAGAACUUCUUCUGGGCUGUUGACAAAGAAGACCAGAAUAAAUUCACAGUCCACAUGGAAAUAACAGACUAUCUUGCUUUUUCUGAGUAUAAAGCUUGUAUUGCCCCGGCCUGUACUGAUGUCACGACAGAUAAAAGUCUAGGCACUAUCGAUCCUUUCUCUUUGUCCGUCCAAAAAGAAUAUAUAUUUGUAAAGAAAACUAAAGCUGGAGAACACAAUCCUGAGCUGUAUGUCUCGUAUAAAAGGGGUCCCUUCAGAAAAGCUCACUUCCCAUUGAAUGUUCACCCCAGGGAUUUCUUGAUUGUUGAUGCCAACCAAAAUCAGGUUUUUGUGGCUGCUGACCAUGAAGAGAAUCUGGUCACGCUCUAUUUAUCGGAGCCUAGUGGUCAGUUCUUUGUCCCUACCCUGGAGAACAUCGUCAGUGACCAGGAUGGGUGGUUCCAGAUGGAGAUUGAUCUCUAUGAGGUUAAAGGAAUCCCUGGGACCUAUAUCUCUAACCAGUAUGUUGUGCCUGACCCCACAGGAAGUCAGGUAUCGGAGCGGACCUUUAUCACAUUUGACAAGGGAGGUAAUUGGAGACUGUUAGAACCCCCUGCUGAAUUGAAGUCAGGAUGUAAAAACCCUCAGGCAUGUUCUCUGAAUCUACACCAGACCUACAGUAAGAACAAAUUUGAUAUCCCAAGUAUUGUGUCGAAGCCCGAGGCUCCAGGGCUGAUUCUAGCCCACGGUAGGGUGGGGGAUAGUCUCUAUAAUGGAGUUCAGGCAAGGGUGUUCACCAGCAGGGAUGGAGGCCUCUCUUGGAAACAGGCACCUUUUGUAGGAUAUUAUCAUCUCAAUAUACUGGAUCAAGGGGGAGUAAUUACGGCCAUCCUGCAGGACAACAAGACAAAUAUUGUGUAUUAUUCCAUUGAUGAGGGGUCAACAUGGUACUCACAUGAAUUCGCAGAUGAUAAAAUGAUUGUUGAUGGAGUCCUCAAUGAACCUGGCAUUAAUACCUUGAUGGUCAGUGUAUAUGGUCGUCUCAAUGAAGAAGGCGACAGGCAGAUGGUACAGCUUAACUUUACUGAUGUGUUACCAAAGAAAUGCUCCGACUUUGAUUAUGAAAACUGGACUGUCUUUGAAAGGGGUUGUAUUUUGGGUAGAAAAAUGGUGUAUCAUCGUAGGAAGGCUGAUGCCAAGUGUUUUAAUGGAAGAGAUUAUGAAAGGCCAACCAAAUCCUCUACAUGUCUUUGCAGUGAUAAAGAUUAUGAAUGCGAUUACGGUUAUGAGUUGACUGAUACAGUGAACAAAAUUUGUACGAGGGCAUCUUGGUUUGAUGAAAGCUUGAUCAAAGUGAGCUGUAAAGGAGGACAGGCCUACAACAAAAGCCAGGGGUACAGGAAGGUAGCUGCUGACCAUUGUGUGGGAGGGGUAGAAAAUUCAGAUAAAUACCGCCCCAUUGUAGCCAUGUGUCCCAUCCUGGCUCCCAGUGGACUUCAGCUCAGUGCAGCAAAAUCUGUGUUCCCCACAGGGGAGAAAAUAGCUUUUACUUUGUCACAGGCAAAGGGAUCAGAAGUUGUUACAAACUACACUUGGGAUUUUGGAGAUGGCCAGGUGAUUACAUUGACAGGCCUUGCCAACUCCACCGACAAUACACACACGUACACUAAGGCUGGGAAGUACAAUGUGUCUGUGACUGCCACAAACAGUGGGGGACAGGCUUCCUGUUACAUCACCAUCUCCAUAGAAGAUGUUCUGAAGGCAGUAUACCUGGAGCUGCCCUGGGGGGCACAGUUGGGGCGUAAGACACACCUGAGAGCCUCUCUGUUUAAGGAGGACUUUAAAAACUUUGGACAGGUUCACUUUGUUUGGAAAUUUGGUGACAAGUACAAAGAGGAACCAUAUCUAACAUGGACAUCCUCUGCUUCACAUAUCUACAACAAGACAGGAAAAUAUACAGUCAGUGUAGAGGCGGUCAAUUCUGUGGGGGCGGUCAAGAGAGAAAUGACCAUAGAUGUUUAUGAUCAAUUAGCCACAGUAGAGCUGGAGUUAACAGCAAGCUUUCAGGGUGUGAACAGAGGAACAUUUCUGAGUAGAUCUGCUGCUUCGGAUCUGUUGUCUAUUGAAUUGUCCAAGAUUCUGCACAUUCCUUCAUCACGACUAAUCAUUACAAUUCCCUCUGAUCCAAAGCGUAAUAUGGUUGAUGUUACAAUUCUACCUCCAGACACAAGAGGGCUGUCCAUACAACAGGUGAUUUCAGCACUUAGGGAUAAAGUCCAGAGCCAAGAGGUGAUCUUUUCUUUGUUGACAGAUGCAGAAAAUAUCAUUGCAGGUGUCAGUGUCAAAGUGGUGCAUGCUCACGACAUUCCAUUAUCAACACCCAGUCCAAGGCCUUUCAAUGUGGUCACACCCACUUCUUCAUCACAACACAGGGAGACAGCCAGCUCACUGAGUUCUAACAUUCCCGUGAUUGUGGGUGUGUCUGUUACCAUUACAGUAUUCAUCAUCAUAGGAAUCAGUAUUAUAUUAUAUAGAAGGAGGAAUAAGGUGAAAAAAGAUCAUCGUUACUCCUUGAUAAUGAACAGGUCACAAUUAACACACACUGACGAGGAGGACGAUUUUAUGGAUGAAGAUGAUUUUAUUGAAGGAAUUGAUGAUUAUAUAGAUGGUGAAGAUAAUACAGAUGGCAGCACAAAUAUUGUUAUAAAUACAGGUCGACAUCCUACAUUGGUAAUGAUGACAGGGGGUCGCCCUAACAACAGUCCAGAUAAUGCCUCUAUAUGCUAGCACCUCAUAGUUUAUGUAUAUAUUUUUAUCAUUCUCAAUUCAAAUUUGUUCGCAUGAUAUCCACAUUCAUGAAUCAAUUGUGUCAUAAUGAUAAUUAUAAGCAACUGUUAGAUAUACAAUACAAAAAGUGUUCAUUGUGUUGACUGAUCAAAAUCUAUUCUUUUUCCUAAUGUUAAAUUGUACUUUUAAUUA